Dermochelys coriacea (leatherback sea turtle) is the source of this 11439-nucleotide messenger RNA. It is a transcript of the gene UNC13A, whose product is annotated as unc-13 homolog A. Gene Ontology annotation, biological process: neuromuscular junction development; synaptic vesicle maturation; synaptic vesicle priming. Bases 192 to 5465 code for a protein of 1757 amino acids. The transcript is spliced from 46 exons. Lineage: Eukaryota; Metazoa; Chordata; Testudines; Dermochelyidae. Gene Ontology annotation, molecular function: phospholipid binding; calcium ion binding; diacylglycerol binding. The record is from RefSeq and is a predicted model, not a curated record. Gene Ontology annotation, cellular component: presynaptic active zone cytoplasmic component; presynaptic membrane; synaptic vesicle membrane.
GUCCAUAGGCCCUGGUGCUGAAACAAAAUGGCUGGCUGCUAGCGACCAGAGUGAGGAGCAGCCCACACAGAGGCAGAUGGAGCAGUAUGCAAUUUUCUAGCAAGCACACACCCUUUCCCAAGCAGGCACCCAGCUAAGGGCUCACUCGGAAGACCCUGGAGCCCAUGUGGUAGCAGACAAGAGGACGGAACAUGUCUUUGCUCUGCGUUGGAGUUAAAAAAGCCAAGUUUGACGGGGCCCAAGAGAAGUUCAACACCUACGUGACCCUGAAGGUGCAGAAUGUCAAGAGCACGACAAUCGCAGUGCGGGGGAACCUGCCCUGCUGGGAGCAGGACUUCAUGUUUGAGAUUAACCGGUUGGACCUCGGGCUGACGGUGGAGGUGUGGAACAAGGGGCUGAUCUGGGACACCAUGGUGGGGACGGUGUGGAUCCCUCUGCAGACUAUCCGGCAGUCCAACGAGGAGGGCCCCGGGGAAUGGCUCACCCUCGACUCCCAGGUCAUCAUGACCGACAACGAGAUCUCUGGCACCAAGGACCCCACCUUCCACCGCAUCCUGCUGGACACCCGCUUCGAGUUACCACUCGACAUCCCUGAGGAGGAGGCCAGGUACUGGGCGAAGAAGUUGGAGCAGCUGAAUGCCAUGAAGGAUCAGGACGAUUAUGAGUUCCAGGAGGAGCAGGACAAGCCGCUCCCCAUGCCCGGAUCCCCGUGCUGCAACUGGAAUUAUUUUGGCUGGGGAGAGCAGCAGAAUGACGACCCCGACAGCACCAUGGAUGACCGGGACAGCGAUUACCGAAGCGAGACCAGUAAUAGCAUCCCACCUCCGUACUACACCACUUCCCAGCCCAAUGCCUCGGUCCACCAGUAUCCCAUGAGGCACCAGCAGCAGAGCUCCCGCGACUCGUACACGGACUCCGUGCAGAGCUACGAGGUGGACUACUCGGAUCAGCAGCCCAUCAGACGCUACGAUAGCGUUGAUUCUGCCACAAACGGGCCCAGCGACGCUGAGUCCGCCUCUGAGUCGAGCAGGCGGACCAGCCGCCAGUUCUCCCUUGAGAGCAGGCGGUCCCUAGACCUAUCGGAUAGCCCCACCGGGAGCAGCCACUAUGCCUCGUCCGGGGAGCUCAGCCAAGGCAGCUCCCAGCUGAGCGAUGACUUUGACCCCGACAACGAGAGCCUGCGGGGCUCGGAGCUGGACGAGCGGGACGGGGACUCCUACCACUCCUGCCACAGCUCCGUCAGCUACCACGACGACUCGCCCCACUGGGAGGAGGACUUCUACCCUGAGGAGGAGGACGAGGACUACAGCGAGAACGAGCGGGGCUACCCCAAGGCCCGGGCCGCCAUGCUGCAGGACCAGGAGGUGGACGAGGCCAAGCCCCUGGAGCGCGAGCUCUACCCACAGCCGCCGGUGAAGCAACCAGUGCCCCUGCCGCAGACGCAGCAGCAGGAGAGGAAGGAGGAGAAGGCAGCUUAUGUCCUGGAGGAAACUCUGGAGAUCCCCCAGGAAAAGCCAGCAGCAGAGGAACCCCCAGGCCCAGAGAGAGCGCCGGAGCCCCCAAAGCCAGCCGAGAGUUUCAGAGAGCGGGAGGAUGUGGAAGUCCAGGACACCAAGUCCCGGGCCAAGGCCAACUGGCUAAGAGCAUUCAACAAGGUUUGCAUGCAGUUGCAAGAGGCCCGGGGAGAAGGAUCUGGCGAGGCGAAGUCGCUGUGGUUUAAAGGCGGGGGAGCGGCGGUAAAGUUUCUGCGUUGCAUUGACAGCAUGCCUGAUAUUAAGCCUGGACGCAAAUCCCUCCCACUAGUCAGCGAUCUGGCUAUGUCGCUGGUCCAGUCCAGGAAAGCUGGAAUCACGUCAGCACUAGCAUCAAGCACCUUAAACAAUGAAGAGCUAAAAAACCAUGUUUACAAGAAGACCCUUCAAGCCUUAAUCUACCCCAUCUCCUCCACGACCCCCCACAACUUUGAGGUCUGGACCGCCACCACCCCCACGUACUGCUACGAGUGUGAGGGGCUGCUCUGGGGCAUCGCCCGGCAGGGCAUGCGCUGUACGGAGUGCGGGGUGAAGUGCCAUGAGAAGUGCCAAGACCUGCUCAAUGCAGACUGCCUACAGAGAGCGGCUGAGAAGAGCUCCAAGCAUGGGGCAGAGGACCGGACUCAGAACAUCAUCAUGGUGCUGAAGGACCGCAUGAAGAUCCGGGAGCGGAAUAAGCCCGAGAUCUUCGAGCUGAUCCAAGAGAUCUUCGCCGUCUCGAAAGCCACCCACACCCAGCAGAUGAAGGCCGUGAAGCAGAGUGUGCUGGACGGUACCUCCAAGUGGUCGGCCAAGAUCAGCAUCACAGUUGUCUGUGCCCAGGGCCUGCAGGCAAAGGAUAAGACAGGCUCCAGUGACCCGUAUGUUACUGUCCAGGUUGGAAAGACGAAAAAAAGGACUAAAACAAUCUAUGGAAAUCUAAAUCCGGUCUGGGAGGAGAAUUUCCAUUUCGAAUGCCAUAACUCCUCCGAUCGGAUCAAGGUGCGGGUCUGGGAUGAGGACGACGAUAUCAAGUCCCGCGUCAAGCAGCGCUUUAAGAGAGAAUCUGACGACUUUCUGGGCCAGACAAUCAUAGAGGUCCGGACACUGAGCGGGGAGAUGGAUGUCUGGUACAACUUAGACAAGCGGACAGACAAGUCAGCCGUGUCCGGAGCCAUCCGGCUACACAUCAGCGUGGAGAUAAAGGGAGAGGAGAAAGUGGCACCAUACCACGUGCAAUAUACCUGCCUGCACGAGAACCUCUUCCACUUCGUGACGGACAUCCAGAACAAUGGGGUGGUGAAGAUCCCUGAGGCCAAGGGGGAUGAUGCCUGGAAGGUGUACUUCGACGAGACGGCCCAGGAGAUAGUGGACGAGUUCGCCAUGAGAUAUGGGGUGGAGUCCAUCUACCAGGCCAUGACUCACUUUGCCUGCCUGUCCUCCAAAUACAUGUGUCCCGGAGUGCCGGCCGUGAUGAGCACCCUUUUAGCCAACAUCAAUGCAUACUAUGCCCACACCACUGCCUCCACCAACGUGUCUGCCUCAGACCGCUUUGCUGCUUCCAAUUUCGGGGUAAGUCCGAUGAAAGAACGUUUCGUCAAGCUGCUGGACCAGCUGCACAAUUCGCUCCGAAUUGACCUGUCCAUGUACCGGAACAACUUCCCUGCCAGCAGCCCGGAGAGGCUGCAGGAUCUCAAGUCAACAGUGGAUCUGUUAACCAGCAUCACCUUCUUUCGAAUGAAGGUGCAGGAGCUGCAGAGCCCACCUCGGGCCAGCCAGGUGGUGAAGGACUGUGUGAAAGCGUGUCUCAACUCCACCUACGAGUACAUCUUCAACAACUGCCACGAGCUGUAUAGCCGCGAGUACCAGACCGACCCGACAAAGAAAGGUGAGGUCCCCCCCGAGGAGCAGGGGCCCAGCAUCAAAAACCUGGAUUUCUGGUCCAAACUCAUCACGCUGAUUGUUUCGAUUAUUGAAGAGGAUAAGAACUCCUAUACACCCUGCCUGAACCAGUUCCCCCAGGAGCUGAACGUGGGUAAGAUCAGCGCCGAGGUGAUGUGGAACCUCUUUGCUCAGGACAUGAAAUAUGCAAUGGAAGAGCACGACAAGCAUCGCCUGUGUAAAAGUGCUGACUACAUGAACCUGCACUUCAAAGUGAAAUGGCUUUAUAACGAGUAUGUGACUGAGCUCCCUGCCUUCAAGAGCCGCGUCCCUGAAUACCCCGCCUGGUUUGAGCCUUUCGUUAUCCAGUGGCUGGAUGAAAAUGAGGAGGUGUCCCGGGAUUUCCUGCAUGGAGCGCUGGAGCGGGACAAGAAGGACGGGUUCCAGCAAACCUCUGAGCACGCUCUCUUCUCCUGCUCCGUGGUGGACGUCUUCUCCCAGCUGAACCAGAGCUUUGAGAUCAUCAAGAAGCUGGAGUGCCCCGACCCACAGAUUGUCGGGCACUACAUGCGGAGGUUUGCCAAGACCAUCAGCAACGUGCUGCUGCAAUACGCCGAGAUCAUCUCCAAGGAUUUCGCUUUGUACUGCUCCAAGGAGAAGGAGAAAGUGCCCUGUAUCCUGAUGAACAACAUCCAGCAGCUCCGUGUCCAGCUGGAGAAGAUGUUUGAAGCCAUGGGGGGGAAGGAGCUGGACGCCGAGGCCAGCGACACCCUGACGGAGCUGCAGGCAAAACUCAACAGCAGCCUGGAUGAGCUCAGCGGAGUUUUUGCCACCAGUUUCCAGCCUCACAUUGAGGAGUGCGUGAAGCAGAUGGGCGACAUCCUGAGCCAGGUGAAGGGCACCGGGAACGUCCCUGCCAGUGCCUGCAGCAGCGUCGCUCAGGACGCCGACAACGUCCUUCAGCCCAUCAUGGACCUUCUGGACAGCAACCUGACUCUCUUCGCCAAGAUCUGCGAGAAGACGGUGCUGAAGCGUGUGUUGAAGGAGCUCUGGAAGCUGGUGAUGAACACCAUGGAGAAGACCAUCGUCCUCCCGCCGCUCACCGACCAGACGAUGAUUGGGACGCUCUUGAGAAAACACGGCAAGGGGACAGAGAAGAGCAGGGUGAAGCUGCCCAGUCACACAGAUGGCACCCAGAUGAUCUUCAAUGCGGCCAAGGAGCUGGGGCAGCUGUCCAAACUGAAGGACCACAUGGUGCGCGAGGAGGCCAAGAGCCUGACCCCCAAGCAGUGUGCCGUGGUGGAGCUGGCCCUGGACACCAUCAAGCAAUAUUUCCAUGCGGGAGGAGUGGGGCUGAAGAAGACCUUCCUGGAGAAGAGCCCCGACCUGCAAUCGCUGCGCUAUGCCCUGUCUCUGUACACACAGGCCACCGACCUGCUCAUCAAAACCUUCGUGCAGACUCAGUCGUCUCAGGUCCAUGGUGGAAAAGGUAUUAGGUUUACCCUUAGUGAAGAAAUUUAUCCUGAGAAGGGAUCUGGCGUGGAUGACCCAGUCGGGGAGGUGUCGAUCCACAUAGAGCUCUUCACUCACCCUGGCACCGGGGAACACAAAGUCACCGUCAAAGUUGUGGCUGCUAAUGACCUCAAGUGGCAAACAUCGGGCAUCUUUCGUCCCUUCAUUGAGGUCAACAUCAUUGGGCCCCAUCUCAGUGACAAGAAGAGGAAAUUUGCCACCAAGUCCAAGAACAACAGCUGGGCCCCCAAAUACAAUGAAAGCUUCCAGUUCACCCUGAGCAGCGAGACGGGCCCCGAGUGCUAUGAGGUGCAGGUGUGUGUCAGGGACUACUGCUUCGCUCGGGAGGACCGCACGGUGGGCAUUGCUGUACUUCAGCUCAAGGACAUCGUGCAUCGGGGCAGCUGUGCCUGCUGGCUGCCCCUGGGCCGGCGCAUCCACAUGGACGACACGGGCCUCACCGUCCUGCGCAUCCUCUCGCAGCGCAACAACGACGAGGUGGCCAAGGAGUUCGUCAAGCUCAAGUCGGACACGCGCUCGGCCGAGGAAGGCAGCAGUUAAGGGCCUGAGCAGGUGUAGAACAUCCCCAGUACCACCCCCAUCCUGCCCCUUUUCUACAGCAUCCUUCAGCCACGUAAAAGCCAUACAGGUCGUCCACAGCCCUCCCGCCCCAGUUAAGGAAGGAAGCCCCCCCUCCGGGCAGCCCUUGCCACAAGCAGGCGCCCACGUCCCAGUGCCAGGGCUCAAAACAGACACUCUGUGCCCCUCUCUGCAUCCCUGGGCUGCAGUUCAAGGGCACUGCCCCGGCUGCCGUGAGGCAGAGAAGAUGCAGCCGCCCCAGGGAGCGCAAGCUGCCCACACUGCUGGCAGGGGUGGACUUAUCGCCUCUUCCCAAACCUGUUUUUGUCACGAAAGAUGCUGGGAGAGGCAGAAGCCAAGGCCUGGAGCUGACCGUGAGGCAGGAGUUGUUUGAACAAAUGUGAGCCACUCAGUAUGGCCACAAGGUUGGCACAGUGCUGCCCUCCACUUCCAAGGGAAGCAAGGCUCGAUCCCAGCUCUUCCAGCCCCCACACUUGCCCCUGAGCUCCAGGAGAAUCACACUAGCAGGUAGCAGUAUGGGGAUAUGACACAUGAUUGAGUAGGUUGAUUCCCUCCAGCAGGAGUUAGCAUCACAUGUCCAAAUCACCCUGUGGUCAUAGCAACCUCAUUCAGCAAUAGAGAUGAGCCAGGCCGCAAUGGGCACAGGGAGAUUGAGCCGGGGCCUUAGUUCCUUGGCCAGGGCUACCUUCAAGGAGCCUGGUUGCUAAGGAUACACACGGGCCAGCAUCAGCCUGCUCCGGCUGGCAGCUCUGGGAGUCCGCUGCCCCCCACGCCAUAGCUUGCCACAAGCUAAGUCAGCAAUAGCCAAGCCCUGUGCCAAAUCCCCCACGCCCGGGGCCUGUGCAAUCCUGGGCAGGUGGCUCAGAGCAGCUUAGUCUGAGGCCAGGCAGCAGGGCUGGGGCCAAUCUUGUCCACCCAGGCCAGUAGCAGGAGCAUGUUAGCAGGAAAGCGGGGCAGGGGAGGGAGAGAUGUGAACCAGGACCACUGAUGGGUCCCUUCUAUGGGGCCGCACACACAUGGGGUGGCAUCAUGCUAAGGACCCAGGAUCCCAGCUCUACCCUCCCUCCCCGGCAGGCUCGGAGAUGGCAGGAGGCCAGUGAAGGGGUCCCGUUCCCAGGUAUAAAUAGGAUCCUGCCCUGCAGCUGCAGAGCCAGCGUCCCUCCCAGGCAGGGCCUGCGUUGGGACAGGGAUGUGCCAUCUGCAGCACCUUUGCAAACACCAUCUCCCCCAUCCCCGCAGGCAGCCCUUCUGGGGGGGUGAAGGGGGGCUGAAGCAGGUAGGCUCCCUGGGAGAGAAGGAGCCGCAAAGGGGGGGAUGCUUAGGGUCAAGGGCCACUCCUUGCCAUCCUGCGUGGGGGAGCCGGUGAGUAAAUGAACUCUGGGUGGCGGCCAGUGGAGAUGAGAGGGAGUGAAAAUGUUGGUGUCGCAGCAUGGGUGCAAGUGAGUUGAUGCAGCAGGUGGGACAAGGGCAGGCACCCGAGGAGGUUGGGUCACUUUACAGGAUAAAAGGCAAAAUAUUUCUGCCAAGGGGGAGAGUGUCACAGGCCCCUGAUUCCUUCCUUGGUGGUGGGCUGAGGGCCCGGUGGUGCUGGGGUGGGGUAGGGGUGGGUGCUCCCAGCCGGUAGGCAGCGGGACUCCCACACGGGUCCAGGGUGCUUGAAAAGCAGUGGGGCAAAGAGCGCUGCCCCUGUGCACAUAGCACUGCACGAUGUUCCUUGGGGCCCUAAACCUUCCCCUGCCCCCCACCUGGGAGAGCUCCCACCACCCCUGGCCUAGCUGCAGGGGCGAGUGGAGUUCAGCAGCAGGGUCAGGGCUCAGCAGGGCUCGUGCCUGUUCCCCAGCGAUGCUCUGAGAGCAUGGGGGGAAGGUCCAUGGGCUUUAUCCAUUCCCUGGCACAGCCUGUGCCCAGGUGUGCCAAGAACCCUCCUACCCGCUCUGCAUGACUGGCCGAGCUUUGACCCUGUGAGAGUGAAUCCCCUCUACCCAGGAGAGUGCCAACUCUGUCAUUUUUCUGCAGGGACCAUGCCUCCCUCUUCUAUCUCUUCCCGGCAGCCAGGAACCCGGGUACCUUGGGGGUAGGAGAGAGACCCCAUCCCCACCUUCACUGCACCUUCCAGUCCUUCCUGCCACAGCAGUAGGGCUGUGCCCAUGGGCAGCACUGCCUGAUUUAGCAGACCCGAGUGCAUGGGGCCCAUAGGCCAGGGUGGGCUCAGCUGAUUCCUAAAGCUGGAGUCUUUGCCACAGCCCCACCAUGUGGGGCAGCUGGAUGGAGUGAUGGCUGGACCCAGUGGAGAGCCCAGGGCAUGCAGCUGAGCCUGGGGGAAGGGGUGCUCUGCACACAGAUGAUUUCAGGCCCCAGACAGAGCCUGCAGUCACCACACCCUUGCCAUGGAAAGCCGAGAGCGGUCCAGGAAGGCCGGAUCCUGUAGCCAGAACAGCCUCACGUCAGGCCAGCAGCAGAGCUCACCCUGCUCGGGGCCCAGGCUUGGUUCUGACCUCCAGCCUCUCGUACGCUCACUCCCGGCUGCCCCAGUGACUCAGCACCGCCCAGGCCCUGCUUACGCAGUGACGGCUCUGGCCACGUGUAGGAGCCAUGCCCGGGCGCCCGCUGCCAAGGGGUCCGAGCGUCAGGAGGCUUGAUUCAGACCGGGCACUGCGGGGCCCCUGCAGCGUGGCUAGGCUCAGGGUGGCAGAGGGAAGCCCAACUCUCUGCUCCUCGUGCCCGUACGGGCCUCUCAUCCCCAUAUGGGGCAUGCAAUCUCCCACCUCCCCGCAGGCAGAACAGGGGCACAGCAGCCUCCACGCACAGGCGCCAGCUCCCCCCUCCCUGCCCGGUACUAGCCGGGCAGCUGUGGUUUGAGUUGCACCAGGGAGCUGUGCCUAGAGAGAAGGGAUGGGAGGGGACGGCCUGGCCCCCACUGACAACUCUGUAACUAGCUUUAAAUACAGAUGGUUUUUCCGUGUUCUCCACCCGACUGCAACAGCUCCAAAGGGCUAUCACGUCAGACCACGGGCGCAGGGGACGGAGGUGCAGCCCUUGUAACCCUGUGCCAUGCUCACUUGUCCAUGGGCCGUCAGUCCUGCCCCGGCAAAGGCACAGCCUGGUCCCAGCCCCCUCCCCUUAGAGAGGAACCCCAAACCCGGGCAGCUGCCCCCGACUGUGUAAACACCUACCAGCCCUACCCCAAGGAAACCCAGCAGCACCUUGGGAGCCUCCAAGAACAGAGUGAAGUUGCCCCAAGGUCCAGUGCAGGAUCCUAGCUCUUCCCAUGGCCAGAAGCGGGUACCUGAGAGGAAGGGGCAAGAACCACUACUAGCCCCUGCGGGAUAAUCUGCCCCCCACCCCUGCCUGGCCUCUUAAUAGCUAGGGAGUUUUAAUACCCCCCCCCCGACCCCCAUUAAUAAUUUGCUGCUCUUACUCUCCCUGGCACUGGGCUGGUCACUUCUGAAGGGCUGCCUCCAACUCAUUUCAACCCCAGCCCCACGCUGAGCAGAGGGGCUGGCAGCUAGGCCUCCCUGGCCAGAUGCACCCGGGGGGCUAACAGAGGUAGGGCUGGUUUCUAGGCUAAAGGCCAAGCUGAUUUUGGCACCUACCACCCUUCCUCCCCACAGCUAGACUUAGACAUUACCCCUCCAAAUCCCUGGCACUGGUCCGGGACAGCUGGGCCCUCUGUAGUGUUGUAUCAUGGCCAGGAAGGAGCUCAGGUUUUCCAAGCUGCCAGCCAGGCUCCUAGGGCAGGGGUAGGCACUGCCAGCAGGGUUCCCAGUGCAGCCUGGGGCUGGCAUCAAAGUGGGGAGCUUGAGAGAAACCGGAGUAACUUGCCCCAGCCCCUGAUUGAAUCCAGGCCCCAUACACACCCCUCAGUCCCUUUUAAGAUGUGUGGGGCACAGGAGGGCAGAGUGCCCACCCCCACCAGCAGAAUGCACCGCGCAGACACCACUUUCCUCUACGCACAGCUGGUUUCUAAAGGUCAGGGUUAACACCACCCCAGGCCCCCAAGCAGCGCCAGCCAGGGCUGUAGUUUACACAGACCCAUGGCUCCGGCAGGGGGGAAGCAAACCCUGUAGCCCCAUUUCACACCUGGGGUUACGUUUUCCCCCAGCAAAGCCAACAAACCAUUUUCAGCUAUGAGGUGCAAUGUCCUAGACCUAGGUCCUCUGCAACAGCCCUCCAAAUUGGCAUCAAAGCAGAAGAUGCGCUCGAUGUCAGGGGAAAUGCAAACAGCUGGAAAGGGAUGGGGACAGGGAGCCUGGGUGGGAGCGGAAAUGGGGUAGUGGGCACAGCCCUGCAGUGGCUGAGCCGUUCUAGUGCCUAGCACUGUACCCCACAGGGUGAUGCAGUCAGGGAGGGGGAAGGAGACUGGGGAGGUGGAGAACCUAGAUGAAGAACUGCUGCCAGAAGUGAUUUACCCAACCCCCAGGCUAGCAUAAGUGCAUUAUACUAGGCCCUAGCUUAAACCCCAACCCCAUGCCACUGCAGUAGGGCAGGGGCCUGCAGCCUUGGCCACGGCAAAGCAAUAUUAAUGCCAGCAGGGCCCUGCUUAGGUGCAAGCCUUCCAGGGUAGCCUCAGCUCCAGGCCUCGCUUGAGCCUUUAAACAGCCAAGCUCCAUGGAGCAGCAGGGCCGCAAAGAGCUUCAGGCCCUGCCCAGCAGAGAGCUGGACAAAGCAGCCAUUUGCUUCGUGGGGUUAGAGAGCAGGGACCCUGGGGGAGCUUGGAAACAAGGAGCUGGCAGGGCCAGGAGUGCACCCGCCCUGUGCUCAGAGGACUGGGGGCUCACUCCUGAGUCCUGUUCCUUAACAGCACAGCCCUGCUGUACCUGUCAGACCAUGCAGGCCCCUGCUGGGCACAGGAUAUGGCCAAGGCAGUAGCAGCCCUCUAGCCAGUGUUGACAUGGGGAGGAGCAUCUUCAGGGAUUUGGCUCUACCCCCCCCCCCCAUUUAAGAAGGGAGGCCCCUGGCACCGUAAGGAGUUGAAGGCCAGGAGCAAUAAGGAGCUGUAGGCUCCUUUCUCCACACAAUGCAGGGGUAGAGGGCAGUGACCUAGCCCAGUACAGCAGCCUAAGCUCAUGCCAAAUAGACAAUAUGUAAGAAAGGAGAGCCCAGAGCCCUGCAUGUAGGAACAGAGAUUGACAAUAGGGUUGCUCUGGCCCAGGGGACUCUCUUAGGUGCUGCAGGGAGCUAUGCAAAGAAACCCAGUGUGCUAGAGUAGGGGCAGACCCAAGGAGGUGUAGAGGCACAAGCACUGGGGGUAAACUUCAACCCUGGCUGAUGUCAAAGUGGAUGUUCUUUCUCCCUGGGAAUGUCAACUGGUUAGGGAUGCUGACCCUGAACAGCUCCUGUCUCCACCCUCCCACCUGUAGUCCUGCAAUGCCCUUUCCCAGACAGGGCGACCAGACCUCAACCUCUCCCCUUUUCCCUCAACAUCCAGUCCUUUUUGUAGUACGUGCCUGGGACCAAAGUGUUAGCUGCUCACACCUGUUUCAGUUCAAUGUUUACACCCCUUUUCCAGCUCCUGCAGCGAGCAGCAAUGCAGCCUCCUGCCCUGCCACCCAAAGGGCUGCAAAGACAGCAGCUCCAGCUGUCACCCACCUCUUGCCCCUGCACAGACUGACCUCAUCCCUGCCUGCAGCACAGCGAGCUAGGCCCUCACUGAGCCCGACGGCUACCGGAACACAAGACCCGUUCCCUGGGCUCCCUCUCCAACGCGCCCCUUCAAGAACUUCCGGUCAGCAUUUGUUUGAGUUUCAAUCACAAGUAACUUCUGCUCCUGUAGCACAUCUGUCAGCAAUGGCCUGUGUGUCUGUCUAUACCUGACCUGGAGCAAACAAUGGUAAACAUGGAUGCAUGAGAGUGAGAUGUUUUGCACUAUUUUGACUUUUUUGGGCUCUGUAAAAUAAUUUUAUUAUAACUGACAUUAAAAAGAAAAGCACACGCA